Molecule: messenger RNA, 558 nt
Organism: Diorhabda carinulata
Lineage: Eukaryota; Metazoa; Arthropoda; Insecta; Coleoptera; Chrysomelidae
Product: insulin-like growth factor 2 mRNA-binding protein 3-A
Exons: 1
Coding region: 91-450 (119 amino acids)
Cellular component (GO): cytosol
Molecular function (GO): mRNA binding
Source: RefSeq, a predicted model, not a curated record
AUCCAAGUAUACAUAUGUCAGAGAAUUUGAACCGUCAACGUAUUUUUCUUAAUCUGUUACGUUAAGUUUUGUGUUUGCAGAUUGGGUAUUAUGAGUUUUCAGAUGGCGUCGACGACGAAAAUACCACCGAUAACUAUGAGUAAACUUUACGUUGGAAAUCUUCCUAAUGAAACUAACGAAAUCAAAUUGAGACAAUUAUUUGUCGAUCAAAAUCUUUCUUGCACCAAUAUCCUUAUAAAAAGAGGUGGGUACGCUUUUGUCGAUUGCCCUGAUCAGUCGUCUGCCGAUAGAGCUAUUGAUAAACUGAAUGGAUACAAUUACAAAGGAUCCGCUUUGGUUGUGGAGCCUUCGGUGGCCUCAGGUAAAAAGAAACCCCAUCCAGCUUUCCAUGAACCGCCUCCGAUCAACGUCGGUAAUCCGUGGAUGAGAGCUAGUGCGUCUGGACGUUAAAAUACGCAGAAGUAAAGUAAAAAAGUUCUAUGGUAUUGUAGAGAUUCGUGCAUCUUUGUAUACUUUGAUUUAUCUUAAUAAAUGUAAGUCACUACUUCUGAUCAAUAA